Molecule: messenger RNA, 2004 nt
Organism: Emys orbicularis (European pond turtle)
Lineage: Eukaryota; Metazoa; Chordata; Testudines; Emydidae
Gene: TIGAR
Product: TP53 induced glycolysis regulatory phosphatase
Exons: 6
Coding region: 30-857 (275 amino acids)
Biological process (GO): regulation of pentose-phosphate shunt; negative regulation of glycolytic process
Cellular component (GO): cytosol
Molecular function (GO): fructose-2,6-bisphosphate 2-phosphatase activity
Source: RefSeq, a predicted model, not a curated record
GCGCGCGGAGGCUGUUUCCUCAACGCAUCAUGGUUCGGUUCGCUUUGACCAUCGUCCGGCAUGGAGAAACAAGAUACAACAAAGACAAGAUACUUCAAGGACAAGGUGUGGAUGAGCCCCUUUCUGCAACUGGUUUCAGACAAGCAGAUGCUGCUGGUGUAUUUCUCAGCAAUGUAAAGUUUACUCAUGUCUUCUCAAGUGACCUCCUUCGAGCGAAGCAGACUGCAUCCACAAUUAUAGGAAAGAAUAAGUUUUGCAAAGAUAUUGUAAUACAGUAUGAUGCAAGACUUCGAGAGAGGAAAUAUGGGAUUGCUGAAGGAAGACCAUUGAGUGACCUAAAGGCAAUGGCAAAGGCUGCUGGAGAGCAAUGUCCUUCGUUUACACCAUCUGGAGGAGAAACACUAGAUGAGGUAAGGGCACGUGCAAAGAAUUUCUUUGAAUUUCUGUGCCAACUUUCUAUUGAAGAAGAGUGUCAGAAAGAACAAGCUGUUCUGGGUAUGGCAGGCAAUGGCUUGGAAACAUUGGAAGGAAAACCAAUUUUCCCUUUGAGAAACCACUGCUGUGGACUUGAACUUAAUUCUGAUACUGACAAAGAUACAAAAAUGUUAAAUCCCAAUAUAUUGGUGGUGAGUCAUGGGGCAUACAUGAGAAACUGGUUUGGUUAUUUUGUUUUGGAUCUAAAGUGCACUUUACCAUCAGCUUUAAAAAAGUCUCAGUUAUCUUCUGUGAGCCCUAAUACUGGAGUGAGUCACUUCAUUAUAAACCUUGGAAAUGGAGAUGUGAUUAAACCUGAAAUCAGUUGUAUUUGUCUUAAUCGAGACGAUCAUUUAGCAGAUGUGAAUACUGAAAAUCUGUAGCUCAAACAAUUAAAAUGUUAGCAAUAUUAAAUGUAUUAUAUAGCAUUUUUAGUCUUAAGUUAUUUAACAUGAGAAAUAAUUUAUUUUAAAAAAUACCCUUAAUUAGCAAAUAAGUCUUGACUAAGUUCAUGUUAUAUUUGGAAAAUUGGUCUUAAUAGUUAGUUGGGUUGACUUGAAUUCAGUUAUUGGCACUAUACUGUAAGAUUCUGAAGAAUUGUAAUAAUCUGUUUUACAAUAAUUUACACAAUAUAGAUGACCUUAGUGCUUGAUAGUAAUUCAGUAUUGUAAAAACUAUACUAAAACAUAUUCUUUAUGAACAGGAACUUAAAGAUAUUACUAUUCAGGACUCCUGGAUAUCUGUUGCUGUAGUGUGUAUUUUUUACCAUUCUACCAAAAAUGUCAUGCAUAUCAUCAGCUGUUUUUCAAAAAGUAUUACAUGACAAAAAGUUUAGAAAUACUGUAACUAAGGAAGUUAAUUUUUUCUCCAACCUACUGUGCUGUAACUUUAUAUAUUUAAGUUGUUUUUUUAUAAAUGUAAAUGUGUUCCUAUUUUAAUGUAAUAGUAUAACCUAGUAGAGGGAGCAUUGUCUAGUGGGAAGACCAUGGAACCGCAGGUGUUUGGGGAAAGACCUGGCUCUGCCACUGACUAGCUGUGAGACCCUGGGCAAGUCUCUUAAUCUCGCCAUGCCUCAGUUUUCCCAUCUGCAAAAAUGGGGACGAUGAAACUUACCUCACAGGUGUGUUGUGAGGAUUCAGGUUAUUAAAACAUUUUUGAGAUCCUCUCCUGUAAAUCCUUGUACAAAUGCAGAGUGUUGAUUGUUUAAAACUGUUAGUAGGGUGUGGAGCGCUAACUUGCGCAUUUCCAAAAUAAUGACUUCUGUCCUGAAAAGGAAUUCUUGCACAUGGAACAUUGUGUCCAGCUAGAGUCCCAAUGAUUUAAAUGGGACUCUCAUGAGUGGUUACAUUUGCAGGGCCUAGGCUGCUGUAAGCACUCAACGAGUGCUUAUGGUUACUAGUAAUACUGUAUGUUCUUCCACCUUUGGGGUGUCUUUAGUAUUCGCAUGUAUGAGCGCACAUGUAAUGACCUCUAUAUAUGUUGUAGUAAAACUAUUCUCGCAAUUUGCAUAUCUUAAAAGAUUGUAAAUAA